AUGCCACCCAAAAAGUCUGUAUUAGGACCUGAUGUCACUAAACAGAGAAAGUUUAAACCCCCACUUCUUGCCCCGCCGCCGCCGCCGCCGCCAUCGCCGCCAGCAGCAGCAGCUUCCUCUGACGAUGAGACUACUGGCUCCCAGGAACCGUCACAGUCACAGCAGGGAGAAGAUGAGAUUGCAACUCUAAGUAAGAUCUUAGAGAGUAUGAUGCAAGCUUCGAAAGACCGCCGAGCUCGCCGCCGUACGGAAAUAGAAGACGCAUAUGAAGUGGAUUUUGAGGCUUCUGAAAAGAAGGCAAGGCAAUGGAUUCAACUGGUUGCGGCUCGGGAGAAGCGUCGUCAACUUAUGGUAUUGAAAAGACUUAAAUCUCUAUUGGAAAAGAAGAGAGCAGUUGAGAACGACAUAAUUACUGCACUAGAGGCGCUGAAUAACGCUUGUGGAGACCUUGGAGAUACGUUGAAAGCAGUUAUUACAAAUCAUGGAGAGGCUGGACGUGAUGAACCAAACUAA
Molecule: messenger RNA, 513 nt
Organism: Morchella sextelata
Lineage: Eukaryota; Fungi; Ascomycota; Pezizomycetes; Pezizales; Morchellaceae
Exons: 3
Coding region: 1-513 (170 amino acids)
Source: RefSeq, a predicted model, not a curated record